AUGGUUUCUGAAAUUAAUUCUACCACCGUCCAAUCCGGUUGGUGGAUAGAUUCUGGAGCAACUGUUCAUGUGUGUAAGGACAAAUACAUGUUCAAGCAAUUUGAAGAAAUUGUUGACUCAAGUGUUCAAGAGGUCCCGAUGGCGAAUAAUGCUCUUGCAAAGGUUGCAGUUAUGGCACCAAACGUCCCUGCACUGUACGAGCUCCACUUCGCCGUUCCAAUGGCAGGCGCAACUCUUUGCGCGCUCAACGUAAGCCUUGACGAGCACGCUUUGACGAUCAUUCUUCACCGGUUACGACCCAAAAUCAUCUUCGUCGACUCCGAGCUCGUGCACCUCGUUUCCAAAGUCAUCCAUAACAAGAACGACACGCAGCUUCAAGAAAACCACCAGGAUCACAAGCCACUCCUUGUCGCAAUCCACGACGUCUCACUGGACCGUCAAACCCAACGUGUUCUUGAGGUUCCAGAGUAUGAACAAACCCUAGCUAUGGGAGAGAGCGAUUUCCAAGCCAUAAGUCCAGCCGAUGAGUGCGAUCCCAUCUCGGUCAACUUCACUUCAGGGUCGACGGGGACGCCCAAGGCAGUGGCGUACAGCCACCGAGCAGCUCGCCUGUGCUCCUAUGGACGGUGGACAUGUUCAGGUGCAAUGGGUGGUGCUUCACGUGGGCGAUGGCAGCGCUGCGUUAAUGUGUGUAUUAGGAAUGUGUCGGCGAAGAUCAUCUUCGACUCCAUUCAGCUCUACAAGGUCACUCAUCUCUGUGGUAAACCCACUAUCCUAAAUAUGAUUGCUGAUUCCCCACCGGUCGACCAAAAGCCACUGCCUUCCGUGGUGGACGUAAUCAUCGCCGGCGCAUUCCCGACGAAUCCCCUCCUCAAGAGAGUCCAAGAACUUGGGUUCAACAUUGUCUACGGAUAUGGCAUGACGGAAGCCCUAGGGCCCGCCCUCAUCAGACCCUGGAGGUCAUCGCAACACCACCACCAUGACGACGACAAUGACCACGACGAUCAUAACCUGAAAUGUAGAGAAGGGCUCCACAACAUCACACUGGAAGCUGUCGAUGUCAAGGACCCGACCACCAUGCGGAGUGUUCCACACGACGGGGAAACAAUCGGAGAAGUCAUGCUCCGAGGGAACACCCUCAUGGCGGGCUACUUGGACAACCUGGUGGCAACGCAGAAGGCCUUUUCUGGCGGGUGGUUCAGGACCGGGGAUGUUGGGGUGCGGCAUGCGGACGGUUGCAUAGAGAUGAAGGACCGAGCGAGGGACGUCAUAGUCUUAGGGAAGGAGGUGAUCAGCACAUUGGACAUAGAAGCCGUCUUGUUGAGCCACCCAAAAGUUGCGGAAGCAGCGGUUGUCGCCCAAAACGACGUCAUUGCGGGGCAAGUCCCAUGCGCAUUCGUGAAGUUGAAGGAAGGGAGGAGUUCCGACCCCGAGGAGAUAAUCGAGUUUUGUGCGGGGCGGCUGCAAAAGGCGGCGAUGGUUCCAAAAACGGUGUGUUUCGGGGAAUUGCCAGUGAAUUCCACAGGGAAGGUGCAGAAGUCUGUACUGAGAGAGAGAGCUGAUGCUUGUCCAUAGAACGAGCACAUCUUUGUAAAAUUAAAUAAUCAGGUUAUGGCUUCCCAUCGAACUACUUGUAUGUUUCUGUGUUAUUUGUCCUGACAUUGCAUAAUUCGGAUAGUCGUU
This is a messenger RNA of Eucalyptus grandis, 1683 nucleotides long. RefSeq names its product probable acyl-activating enzyme 1, peroxisomal. Lineage: Eukaryota; Viridiplantae; Streptophyta; Magnoliopsida; Myrtales; Myrtaceae. The record is from RefSeq and is a predicted model, not a curated record. The transcript is spliced from 4 exons. Bases 1 to 1575 code for a protein of 524 amino acids.